Aedes aegypti (yellow fever mosquito) is the source of this 2643-nucleotide messenger RNA. Its product is annotated as bromodomain-containing protein 4. The record is from RefSeq and is a predicted model, not a curated record. The coding region runs from base 515 to 2419 and encodes 634 amino acids. Gene Ontology annotation, molecular function: protein binding. Lineage: Eukaryota; Metazoa; Arthropoda; Insecta; Diptera; Culicidae. The transcript has 6 exons.
CGCGUAUUCAUACUAGAGUAGCCAUUUCGGAUUGUCGCCCGUAUAGUAUAGAAUCGAUGUGUUCCGCUUAUUUCCAAAGGGGAAAAAUCCUAUUUCAACUAACGAUAGUGCGCCAUUUGUUGUGGAAAAUUGUACAUUUUCAAUUUUUGCGAUAAGUAUUGUGCUUUAGUAAAAGAAAGUUUUGGUAUGAAAUAAUUACAGUGGAAAGAACCAGCUGUUUUUAGACUAUAAAAGAAAAUCGAUCAAACUGUUAUGUUGAAGCUUUUGUGAGAUUAGGUGUUUUACAGCUAUAGAAAUUUUCCUAACUUUUACGAUUCUGUCCUCAGUAGAAAGUGUAAUUACUUAUACAAUUGUGUCUAGUGUGCAAUAGAAACAAAACUCAGUGUAAAUUCAAGAAUAGUAGUCCACUCGAAAAAAAACUGAACAAAUUGUCCUCACGUCCUAAUAGCUCAUAGUAAAAAGUGUUACUAUACGGAUACAUAGCAAGUGAAACUCUGCCCCUCAACCCGACACCAUGGUUGACAUAAUCUGCCUAAUUGCACUGCUAGUAACGGCAGUCGCUGCGAGCUGGCCGGAAGGAUUUUCCACUCCACAGCACUCGAUCGUCAAGCGGAUGGAUUUGGAAACAUGUCUAGUGCGCUUCGACGUCCACUUGAACACGAUCAUCCGCACGGAGGAAUCGCGCUCGAUGGGGGCCAACUUCCUGGACGAUGCCGAUGUGAGCUCGCGAGAACAGUGCUUGCGGCUAUGCUGCGAAACGGAGAAAUGCGACGUGUUCGUUUUCGAGGAAAAGAACCAGGGCACCUGCUUCCUGUUUCAGUGCGGCCCAUCGAACGAUUUUCACUGCAAAUUCACACACCAUGCCAACUACACCAGUGCGGUUCUGAAAAUUCCAUCGCUGGAACAACCGCCCCCUCCCCUCGUUUCUCAAAUCCAUUCCCUAGUGCAGCCACCGUCGCCACCACAAAUGGCCGUUAUCGUGCCCCAGCUAUCGCAGCAUGAACGGGAACUGGUCAACCUCAAAGCACCGAAGAUUCCCCCGAGAAGUGAACAAACGACGCUUGCUCCGUUGCCACCGCUGGGCGUCCAACUAGGUCAGUUGCCCACGACAACGACCCCAAAGCCUACUACACCGACCCAAUGUGGUCACUAUGAGUUCCCUUGCCACUCGGGAGAAUGUAUCGCGAUCUACAAUGCUUGCGAUGGAAUUCCGCAGUGCUCUGAUGGCAGUGAUGAAGGGCCCGAAUGCCGUAGACCUCCACCAAUCAAACCUUUCCAACCAUCUCCAGUUCAGCAGCAACCUCAACAACAGUCUUCACAGAUUUCCACGAAUCAAGUCAAUGACAUGCCUGCAGUGAAAUCCAUAAUAUCACAAGUUUUCCAACCGGAUGUGCAACAGCAACAGUUGAGGGGGCUGCAAGAACAGCAGAAGCUGCGCAAUCAAAUACCACACAAUCGGGAAGAUCCGAUGACUGCUCCGAAAGCGUGGCCGCGACCAGUAGUUGAUCAGCAGAGCGCCUAUAUUGAUACACCAGACAGCCGAAUCUUCAAUCAUAAGGGAGGACUUCAGCUAUCGUCCAAUAACAUCGCUGCUUCGCAGUAUCAAUUCCCAGAAACCAGCUAUGUUCCCAACAUACCACGAAACAACCCUUACAUGCCUAUUCCCGAUAGCUUUCAGCCUGGAUCUCAGUGGAACGAUCCACGCAUAUCACCGCCUCAACGUCCAAUGUGGCCACAAACCCAACAACUUCCCCAAGAACAAUACGUUCAACCACCUCCUCAACACCAACCGGACGUCAACCAACUUCAACCAAUUCAGACAAUUCCUUCAAAUCCUCCUUCUCAAAUGUCUCGAAACCCACCACAACCCCAAGUAGCCUCAGUUCCUGUGGCCACUGAUUCCAAACCUCCUGCUCCCAACGCCGAAACGACAAAGAACUCCGAAAAUCACAAAUCCGGAAAAUCUUCCGAAGAAUACGAAUCUUAUGAUGAACAGCAGUACCCGGAAAAGCCCUCCGCCGAAGACCAGGAGGAGGAGAAACCGGAACCACCUCAGCAGAAGAAGAAGUCCCGGAAACACCACCAUCAACACCAACACGACGAAGAGCACAAGAAGCGCAAAUCGAAAACGGCCAAGAAGGACAAGGCCGUACACGGAUCGGAGGGACAUAUGCCACCGGUGCACGAACACCUGAAGAUGCUGCGCAGUGAUCUGGAGAUCGAGUUUGCCGAUCAUGACGGCCAAGCGGAACGGCCUGGCGGAGCGGUACUCUCGUUGACUUUGGGAGCCAUACUAACGGCGGCGUUGGCCAUUCUGAUCGGAUGCCGGAUGAAGGUUGCCCGGAGGAGAAUCCGACGGCAGGGCAAGGGAUCGUACGCGCACGAUGCCGACUUUCUGGUGAACGGGAUGUACCUCUAGGACGCGUAGGGCGCCCUUGGGAGGGCUGAAGCCGUAGGGUAAAUGGGAUGUUUUUGAUUGUACAACAUUGGUUUGCAAAUGGUGAAUUAGUUAAGAAGCAUUUGAAUUUCGUUCUACGGUAUAUUAUUUGAUUGAAAAUCGUAUAUCAUAUGUUUAGUAAUGCCUUUAUUCCAGCCACAAUUAUGAGAGAUUAGUUACUCAAUAAAACAAGAUUGAAAACCUAA